CUUGCUCCAGUACUACACCCCACCGCUUUCUAUCUCUCCAUUGUAUUGCGACCAUGACCCUUAAUCUAAACCGUACCAGUGAGAUAUACUUCCAGAAGUUAUUGGGUGGCGGCCCAAAGGGGAAAUCCGGCGGCUUAAGCGCCGCCACGACAACGACCACGGGGUCCUCGUCACUCCCUGGAGCCAAGGCCCGGGUCUUGCUUCUUGACAACCAGACGACCCCCGUGGUGUCGAUGUCUUACACCCAGUCGCAGCUCUUGCUGAACGACGUGGUGCUCGUCGAGUUGUUGGAGAACCACACGAGAUUGAACCCCAUGAAGCAUUUGAAUUGUGUUGUUUAUGUCAAGCCCACCGACCAAUCGGUGGCUCAAUUGAGUCGCGAGUUGUCCUCACCGCACUACAACUCAUACCAGAUCUUCUUCAGCAACACCGUGUCCAAACAGCAAUUGGAAAGACUUGCCGAGAGCGAUGAAUUUGACUUGGUGGUGUCAGUUUGUGAGAUUUUCCAAGAUUAUUUGGUGGUCAAUGACAAUUUGUUUACUCCUAUAGCUAGACCAAUUGGUAAUGCUUCCUCUCAAUCAACCCUUCUCCUUGAAUCCAAUUCCUUGACCUCGUUACUUCUCCUGUUGAAGUGUUGUCCCGUGAUCAAGUACGAGCUGAAUUCUCAAGAUCUAAGGAAACUUUCUCUGGAGGUGCUUUAUUCCAUCAAUUCGAACUCUAACAACAAUUUAUUUGAUGAUUUGAACCAUAACAGAGACUCUCCGCCCAUUUUGUUGUUGUUGGACCGGAAAAACGACCCCAUUACGCCGUUGUUGACCCCCUGGACAUACCAAUCAAUGAUCCAUGAAUUGAUGGGGAUCAAGAAGAAUGUGGUUGAAUUGGACACCAGUAGUAGUAGUUCUAGUUCUAGUUCUGAUUCCCCAAAUCUAGACUCCCUGAGCCUUACCCUCUCCUCAGUCCAUGACUCUUUCUACUCCUCAUCAAUGUAUCUCAACUAUGGAGAUCUCACCGAUAAGGUCCAGAAAUAUGUUGAGGAAUAUAAAACUCAAACCAAACAAUCAUCUGCUGCCAAUCUUCAAUCGAAAAAUCUUUCAGAUCUCAAGAAUUUCCUUGUCAAAUUCCCGGAAUUCAAGAAAUUCCUGACAAAUGUCUCGAAACAUCUCAACAUUGUCAGUGAGUUGGACCGUCAUAUCAACGAGGAACGGCUCUGGGAUGUUGGUGAGCUCCAACAGACCAUUGCCGGUGAUUUGGAGUCCCAUUCACAGAUCAAAUCGAGACUUCGUGAUCUUUUAAAUAAUUCGGAAGCUCCAGCUCCAGCCCCAACACUGCAAGCACUGCAACCACUGCCAAUUUCGACUCUUCACAAACUCAAAUUAACCCUUCUUUACGCUCUCAGAUACGAGACUUCCCCGGACAACGAGACCAACCAGUUCAUCUCGAAAUUGGAAGACCCGAGCUUGACCUCUCCAUUACCCACCACCGAACAACUAUCACUCCUUAGAAGCUUCCACAAGUACAUUGGGAACAAAACAAGAACAACCUCCCUGCUGACAAACGCCAAUAACCCCACGGGAGGGCUUUUCAAUGGGAAAAAGUUCAAUGAACUUUUCAAAAAUGCCACCAAUCAAAACCAACCGGACAACAUUUACAUGCAACACGUGCCCAAGCUCUACGAAACGUUGACGGGAAUCACCGGCAGACAACAGGGCGAGACCAGCUCCACGUCGCCACCUCCAGCGACACAGCUGGGUGCCCUGAGUCUUACCACGCUUGUGCCGGAGGCGGUGACCAGACAGUACGGCGCCCAAGUAUCGGACCACGUACAGGACGUUAUUGUGUACAUCAAGGGCGGUGUCACGUACGAGGAGGCCAGACUAGUCCAUGAAUGGAACAACGCCACCCUGAUGAAGUUGAACAUCAUCAUUGGAGGCGACUCCAUAUUGAACAGCAAGGCUUGGGUAGACAAGUUAUGCGACUUGGUGAGUCUGACCGAGACAAAUAGACUGCAAGAGGCACCUGGUCUUAGCAGACAGGCCCAAUUAAGAGAUUUAUUGUAGUCACCUCCUCAUUGCUGAUCUGUGGGUCACGUAGGGAAAGGGUGUGGAACACCCUACGGGGUCUAUAAGCCGCUCCGCUGGCACUCCGUGGGCCACUAGCCGUGGGGGCCUUGUUCCUCUAUCGAGGAAAGCCCUGACUACGGGAGGUCUCCUCGUAGAGGAGCUAGGCACCACGCAGUGGCUCACCCCGAGUAGGGGCCAGCGGAGCGUCGGAGAGAGAGCUUGAUAUGUAAGCCACCCACAUCCAAUGCAUGGUACUGACUAUGGUAGCCCAUCCUUCUUCCACAGAGCAUCUGGGAAAUGCGGCUCAAUGAUUCCUCCUAGACGGAGCGAGAAACGGGUCAUACAUUGGAGUUACGAUAAGUAUAUAUUAACUAGUUUUAUCUAUACACACAUAUGCGUGUUUUACACUCAGAGAGAUCU
This is a messenger RNA of [Candida] anglica, 2480 nucleotides long. NCBI's taxonomy places the organism in Eukaryota, Fungi, Ascomycota, Pichiomycetes, Serinales, Debaryomycetaceae. The record is from the annotation of a GenBank genome assembly.